This is a messenger RNA of Colletotrichum navitas, 1095 nucleotides long. RefSeq lists its product as uncharacterized. The coding region runs from base 1 to 1095 and encodes 364 amino acids. The record is from RefSeq and is a predicted model, not a curated record. Lineage: Eukaryota; Fungi; Ascomycota; Sordariomycetes; Glomerellales; Glomerellaceae. The transcript has 4 exons.
AUGGCGGAAGGGCCGACAAGCUGGCUCCAGAACCUGGGUAUCGCCAUUGAGGUCUUCUGCCCUGUUUUCGCUCUUGUUGUCGUCAUACUACGACUGUAUAUCAGAUUCGAUACAAAGAACCUUGGAUGGGAUGAUGCUUUCAUCUGCGCUGCAUUAGCCCUCACUAUUGGCUUGAGUGUCAGUUCCAUCAUCUGUAUGAAGGAGCUCUUUAUCGGUAUACACUACUGGGAAAUUCCACAACCCGCAAACCCUGGGAAUGGCAUGCUAUGGGUAUUUAUUACCGGCAUAAUAUACAGUCCCAUAUUGGCUCUCGCGAAGCAAUCAGUCCUGAUCUUCAUACUCCGAUUCUCUGGAAUCAAAAACCUCGUCCGGAAUGUCGUCUGGUACACUGGGAUUGUCAACAUUUCUCUGACUAUUGCAACUUUUCUUGCUAUCAUCUUCCAAUGCACUCCUGUCGAGGCAUUUUGGAACACUUCAGUCUCCGGCCAGUGCAUCAACGAAUUCGCUCUUGCUAUCACGUCAGGGACUUUGACCGUCCUUACUGAUAUCAUCGUUAUUGGUCUUCCCUUCUACAUCAUUCUCGGGCUCAAAAUUGACAUGAAAAAGAAGAAAGGGUUGAUGGGCGUGUUCGCACUAGGUAUCAUUGUGACCCUCGUCAGUAUCGUCCGUCUAUAUUUUGUCGCACUAAGCUUUAUCAUUGUAACGCCCGACAAGACUUUCUCUCUCGGAUUCUGCGUCGCGCAAAUAGAGUGCAGUUUGGCCAUCACCACCGCCUCGGCUCCUGCCCUGUGGCCUCUUAUCCGCAGGUGGUUAUUGCAUCACAAGACUACGAGAAACGAGGUGUUCUACAACCGUGAAUACAACAUAAGCCAUUUGGGCCGGGUAAGAGCCUCAGAUUGUCCCUUUACACGUGGUGGAUGUUGCGAGCCGGAUGGCCAAAGGGCUCAGACUGACGGAGGGUUACUCAUCGGGCCUUCUAUGCACAAUCCCGAUGAUGAUUGGACAAAAAGCUUAAGGCUUUUCUGUGUAACCAGCCCUGUCACUAAUAUGACAGAUGGAGAUUCCAGACAGAAGACAAUGGUGGACGAUGGAUAA